Molecule: messenger RNA, 1573 nt
Organism: Pseudovirgaria hyperparasitica
Lineage: Eukaryota; Fungi; Ascomycota; Dothideomycetes; Acrospermales; Acrospermaceae
Product: putative cytochrome P450
Exons: 6
Coding region: 107-1573 (488 amino acids)
Molecular function (GO): oxidoreductase activity, acting on paired donors, with incorporation or reduction of molecular oxygen; iron ion binding; heme binding
Source: RefSeq, a predicted model, not a curated record
UUCCCAUCAGAUAAUAAAAUCUCGGAUCAUAGUAAAGUCGUCCUUCAAACGUCGCUUAGAAAACAUACGAUCUCCUAGCCUCUUUCAUUUCGAAUACUCGAAACUUAUGUCGUUCACACUGCUCGGAAUAUUCACAAUUGUCCUUCUAGCAGGAGCUACCACAGUUACAUACAAUAUUUUUCUUCAUCCAUUAAGAAAUUAUCCUGGACCAUUGGUGGCUAGAGUGACCGACUUGUGGUACAAAUAUCAUUUACUCAAUGGGACACUUGCUUUUGAAAUUAAGGCUGCCCACGAUAAGUAUGGAGAAGUUGUUAGGGUUUCUCCUAAUGAACUAGGAUAUAUCAAUCCCUUAGCGUGGCAGGACAUCUUUGGUCACCGACAAGGACAGCCGGAGAACGCGAAAGAUGAACAGAGCUUGAUUCGUGAGAGCCGAGAAGAUGAUAUCAUCAGCGCUGGCAGGGAGCAUCACAGUUUCCUUCGCCGGCUAAUGGCCCAUGGAUUUUCUGACAAGGCGCUUAGAGAGCAACAGCCAACCGUCAACAGCUAUGUCAGCCUGUUAAUACAAAGACUACAAGAAAAAGCAGAACAUGGAGACGCUAUCAACGUUCAGGACUGGUAUAACUUCAUCACAUUCGAUAUCAUUGGGCAUCUCGCGUACAGUGAAUCUUUCGAUUGUUUAUCGAAUUCCACAUAUCAUCCUUGGAUAAGAGUACUGAGACUAUAUGUCCGCGCAGCGGCUUACAUCUUCGCUGUCAAUCGCUUUGGAAUUCUUAGGAAGCUCAUGUGGCUAGUCUUGGUUCGAUCCCAGGAUAGAAGAUCUCGUACUGAUCAUCACGAGCUUGUGCAUGAGAAGUUGCUUCGCCGACUUGACAGAAAUCCAGACUAUACGGACCUGAUGCAGAACAUGAUCGAUGCCUAUAGAUUGGGUAAAUUAAGCCUUGGAGAUCUGUCAACUAAUUCGCGUGUCUUUAUUGUUGCAGGUUCAGAGACGACAGCAACAUUACUCACUGGUUUCACAUAUUUCCUUGGCGCUCAUCCGGAUAUACAGUCGCGGGUAACAACAGAGAUCCGACAGACUUGCUCGAGCGCCGACGAGAUCGAUAUGAACAUGAUGGGUAGGAUGCCCUAUUUUAUAGCUGCUCUCGAAGAAAGCCUACGUAUGUACCCACCCGGUGCUGGUACUUUUACUCGUGUUACUCCCCCAGAAGGCGCUAUGAUCUGCGGAAAGCAUGUUCCUGGCGGGACUGGUGUUGGAAUUACAAUGUAUGCUAUGAAUUACAGCGCAGAAAAUUGGCAGAACCCAGAGGUAUAUGACCCUGAAAGGUUUCUUCCUGAUGAGACCGGGAAGUGGUCAGGUGAUCGAAAGGAAGCUUUACAGCCGUUCAGUGUUGGGCCACGGAAUUGCAUUGGUCGCAAUCUAGCUAGAAUGGAGAUGCGCCUUAUCAUGGCCCAGAUUCUUUGGCACUUUGACAUAGCUCUCGCACCCAAUAAUGUGGAGCUUCCCAAGCAGAAGAUAUAUGUAGUUUGGGAUAAAACCCCGCUGUGGGUGCAUUUGAAACCAGUUGUAAGAUAA